AUGUUCUCACUCCCCGCUUCCCUCUUAGCAUUGGCAGCUGUGAGCCAUGCCUCACCUAUUCUUGUUCGGGAUACCAACGACACAAACCCAUUUGUCUUCACCAAUUAUAAUGGUCUCAAUUUUACUCAAAUGAACACCACGUUGUCCAAUGUGACCAUCUUCGCAACGGGUGGGACAAUUGCUGGCUCAAGCGGAAGCGCUCUUGCAACAACGGGAUACACAGCUGGCGCUGUUGGCAUCUUGACUCUAAUCGACGCUGUUCCCGAGAUUCUCAACGUUUCAAAUGUUGCCGGAGUUCAAGUAUCCAAUGUCGGUUCCGAGGAUGUCACUUCAACUUUGCUCCUAAGCAUGUCCAAGCAAAUCAACACUUUCGUCUGCGAGGACCUAACCAUGGCCGGUGCGGUGGUCACUCAUGGGACUGAUGUCCUUGAAGAAACCGCCUUUUUCCUUGACGCAACCGUGAACUGCGGAAAACCAGUAGUUGUUGUCGGUGCUAUGCGGCCCUCCACCGCAAUCUCUGCAGACGGACCGUACAAUCUCCUCGAAGCCGUUACCGUUGCAGCUUCCCCUCUAUCCCGUGAUCGAGGAAGCAUGGUUGUUAUGAAUGAUCGUAUUGUUUCCAGUUACUACGUCACCAAGACCAAUGCGAAUACCAUGGAUACUUUCAAGGCUCCCGAGAUGGGAAAUUUGGGAGAAAUGAUCUCCGAUACUCCAUACUUUUUCUACCCACCUGUUAAGCCGACUGGAAAGAGGGCUUAUUCAAUCAUGAAUAUCACGUCUAUCCCAAGAGUAGAUAUCUUGUUUGCGUAUGAGGAUAUGUCAAAUGAUACCUUGUAUAACGCUGUUGCUAGUGGUGCAAAAGGCAUUGUCAUUGCGGGCGCAGGAGCAGGCGGUGUGAGCACUUCCUUCAACUAUGCAAUGGAAGACGUGAUCAACAACCACGGCAUCCCAAUUGUUCAAAGUACCAGGGCAAUGAGUGGAGAGGUCCCAAUCAGUGAUGUUUCCAGUGAUACUGCCUUGCACAUCGCAAGUGGGUACUUGAACCCCAUGAAGUCGAGGAUCUUAUUGGGGUUGCUUUUGGCGCACAAUAAGAACAUGACAGAAAUUGCGGAUGCAUUCUUGGGGUCGACUGAUGAUUAA
Molecule: messenger RNA, 1140 nt
Organism: Mollisia scopiformis
Lineage: Eukaryota; Fungi; Ascomycota; Leotiomycetes; Helotiales; Mollisiaceae
Product: L-asparaginase
Exons: 3
Coding region: 1-1140 (379 amino acids)
Molecular function (GO): asparaginase activity
Source: RefSeq, a predicted model, not a curated record